GGACCGAAACAAAAGCUGUCAUUUUCUAGCAAUUGCCUAUCCAUAUCCAUUUUGGAAAUCAGUUAAAAGCUAGGAAAAACACUAUGACAUUUGACAAUGACAACGUCAAACCAAAAUUUAUUUGCAAACAUUGCAAUAAAUAAAAUGUACGCAUAAAAGUCUCGCGUAUCACUAAUGGAUAAAAAGUAGAUAUUAAGUUAUAAAUGAAAAUUGCAGCUAAAUAUGGAUGGGAUUGUUCAUUUUGAUUUAAAAGGUGCUCCAUUGAAAAUUGACUAUUUGGCAUCAGUCUUCAAAAGCAUAAAGUCAUGGGGUGCUACAGGAAUACUUUUGGAGUGGGAAGAUACAUUCCCAUACAUUUCAAACUUAAAAGAUAUAGGCAGCCAAAGAAGUACUAAUGGGUGUGGAGGCGAUGGCUUAUACAGUGUUGAUGAUGUUCAAACUAUAUUUAGACUUGCCAAAGAAAAUGGUUUGGAAGUAAUCCAACUAAUUCAGACUAUAGGUCAUCUGGAGUUUGUGUUGAAGCACCCAGCACAUAGUAAGCUGCGGGAAGCACCACACUCUCCAGCUGUACUCUGUCCGACUAAACCGGAGUCUCUGGAACUUGUGACUACUAUGUUGCAGCAAGUGAUCGAUGCACAGCCUGAUGCUAAAUAUAUACAUAUCGGGGCUGAUGAGGUAUGGCACUCCGGAGUUUGUGAUGAAUGUAAAAGUGUAGCUGCAAGUAGUGAACACGGCACAGUGUCAUUGUAUCUACAACACAUACAAAAUGUUAUCUUAUUUAUAAAGGAAAAGAAGUCAGAUUUGAUUGUACUUAUGUGGGAGGAUAUGCUGCGCACUAUGAAAUAUGAAGUAUUGAAAGCAUAUAACCUUGGUGAUCUAGUCCAGCCUGUGGUAUGGCAUUACAAUCAGGGACAUUGCUUUGAAUUGACACCAAACAUGUGGGAGACAUACAGACAUGUAUUUUCCAAAGUUUGGAUCGCAUCAGCAUUUAAAGGUGCCAAUGGUGGAUCUCAGGUGCUAUCGCCAGCCAGUAGAUAUGUCAGCAACCAUCACGGCUGGCUGCGUGAGAUUGAGAAGAAUGCAUUCUCUUUUGAUUUUGUUGGUAUCAUAUUAACUGGAUGGUCAAGAUAUGACCACUAUUCAACACUGUGUGAACUUUUACCUGUGUCUCUCCCCUCUCUUAAAUGUUGCUUGAAUUAUUUUUUCAAAAGAGAUCCCAUACUACCAGAGGUGGAGGACGUGAUCCCGGAGCCGCAGUGGCCGGGCGGGGAGCUGGCGCGCUGGGUGCAUUGCUUCGUUGUCCUCAAAGAACGCUGCUUCAGCUUCAUACAUGGAGACCAAGUAGCAACAUGGCUCAAUAAAUGGCAAAUAGACAACGAAUUCACUAAUCCAUUGCAAGUUCAGAACAUCAUGCAGUUCUCAAAGCAUUUAUUAUCCGACGUGUUGGAACUGGAAGAGAUGAUGACUCCACUGCUUCAUGAAAUAACUGGUAAGAGGAGCGUUGAAGAGUGGCUCGGAACAUUCCUUAAACCUGUAGUUCUGGAGUUAACUGACAUACAUACAACAGCUGUGACCAGAUUCAAUGCCGGCGCUAGUGUGCAACCGAAAUGUACGCAUACUGAAACGGAAUUAGAACUUAAACCAACGGAAUAAAGAUAGAAGCAUGUUUAUUUUUUUGUGAUAUUUUUUUUGUUAAAAUAUGUUUAUUG
Messenger RNA from Papilio xuthus (Asian swallowtail), 1709 nucleotides. Its product is annotated as hexosaminidase D. The record is from RefSeq and is a predicted model, not a curated record. The transcript is spliced from 11 exons. Bases 223 to 1653 code for a protein of 476 amino acids. Gene Ontology annotation, molecular function: hexosaminidase activity. Gene Ontology annotation, biological process: carbohydrate metabolic process. NCBI's taxonomy places the organism in Eukaryota, Metazoa, Arthropoda, Insecta, Lepidoptera, Papilionidae.